GAAAAACAAACUACUUGUCUCUCAGAGAUCAAUGGCUACAUACUUUCUUGGAAAUACAGAAAUGCAAGGAAACGGCGACGCAUUACAAACCCUUAUUCUGAUGAACCCCGCCAACCAACACCACCACCUCCCGCCGCCUUCCUUCGGCUUCCUCAACUCUACAAACGCCUCUCAUGAGAUUCACGGCAUCCCCCUCCACUACAACGGUGGCGUAGGGGCGCCUGAUCAGGUCAAGCGGGGACUCUCCUUGAGCCUCUCCGGCGAGGAGGAAGUUAGGGUUUUUGAGAAGGCGGCGCUGAGUUGCAAGUAUUUGAAGGCGGCGCAGCAGCUUCUUGAUGAGGUUGUGAACAUAAGGAAGGAAGCCAAGAAAGGUAGAGAACCAGCUAAGGAAGAUAAUGGAAAAGAUCCAGAGCCAUCCACCGGUAAACGCGGAGCUGAGCUCACUACGGUGGAGAAACAAGAAAUUCAGAUGAAGAAAGCCAAGCUUGUUGACAUGCUCCACGAGGUUGAGAAAGAGUACAAGCAAUACAAUGAGCAAAUGAAGAUGGUGAUAAGGUGGUUGGAGGAAGCUGCCGGCGUGGGGUCCGCCAAAAGCUACACUGCUUUGGCAUUGCAAACAAUUUCGAAGCAGUUCAGGUGCCUAAAAGAUGCAAUAAUGGGGCAAAUCCGAGGUGCCAGCAGAAAUUUAGGCGAAGACAGUGGACUCAAAUUAAUGGAGGUGUCGAGGUUCCAUGAUCACAUCAACAACGCAUGGAGACCUCAGAGAGGCUUGCCGGAGCGCUCUGUUUCCGUUCUUCGCGCUUGGCUCUUCCACCACUUCCUCCACCCAUAUCCCAAGGAUUCGGACAAGAUCAUGCUUGCCAAGCAGGCAGGCCUUACAAGAAGUCAGGUCUCUAACUGGUUCAUCAAUGCCCGUGUUCGUCUCUGGAAGCCGAUGGUGGAGGAGAUGUACGCUGAGGAGAUGAAGGCACAGCAACGAAACGAAUCAGAAGAGGAACACACAAUCAAAAUUGAACACAAAAACAAGGAUUUCGUAAACCAAAACACAAGUUCAACAUCACCAACUGCUAACGACAACGAGGGCUUCGGCCCCAUCGGAUCAUCAGAAAUGGACAGCAUCAUGGACGGGAUUAGAAGCCACAAGAAACCUCGAAAAAGUGACGUGUCGCUGCUAUCCCCAUCAAUGAGCAUGUCUGAAGUGGAGAACCAACACAUAAUUCCCAUGAAAGUCGACUACGAGAGCGAGAGGCAGAGCAGACGAGGAUUUACCAUAACUGGGGCGCCUGCAAAUUUCUUCGGUUCGUAUGAUCCAACUGUAGGAAUCGAACAGUUCCAACAACCGUACUCGAUCAAUGGGGUUUCGCUCACAUUAGGGCUCCAGCACUGUGAGAACCUCUCCAACCAAACCUUUAUGCACAACAGAAGCGUUGAGGGUGAUGCUCAAGGGAAUGAUUUCGUUGAUUACUAGCUAGGGAAAAAGAGUUGAUGCAUGCUUAGGUUAUAUACGAGGAAAGUUGCUUAGGUACUAAUAACAUUAAGACAGCUUAAUUUAGUACAUACUCCGUAUUUCUUAUUGAGGGCAGUUCUGUAUAUUGAUUUUGUUAAGACCAGAUGAUUGGUGGGCGGUAUAUACAAGAAUAAUGAGUGGUUUAAAGUUCA
Salvia hispanica is the source of this 1659-nucleotide messenger RNA. Its product is annotated as BEL1-like homeodomain protein 1. Gene Ontology annotation, biological process: regulation of DNA-templated transcription. NCBI's taxonomy places the organism in Eukaryota, Viridiplantae, Streptophyta, Magnoliopsida, Lamiales, Lamiaceae. The record is from RefSeq and is a predicted model, not a curated record. Gene Ontology annotation, molecular function: DNA binding.